AUGUGCAAAGGCAAACCAGAACUUUGGUCCCUGUUCACAGGCGAACAUCAGGGGAGGGAAUACAGAGUUGUUUUUGCACUGAGCACGCCAGGAUGCCAGCACAUCCCUUACAGAGAAUCUAAGCUUACACGCAUUCUGCGAGAUUGCCUGGGAGGAAACUGCCUGAUGUCACUGGUGGUGACUGUCUCCUCAAGCUCUGCCUCUGUACACGAAACCCUCAGCACUUUGCAGUUUGCCGCGCGGGCAAGAUCUAUCACAAACCAUGCAGGGAAAAACAUCCAGUUACAGAGCAGUAAAGAUCAGGCUUCUCCACUACAGACCUGCCUUCCACCCAUCCAUGCUGGCCGCAGUGCUUCCUCCAGACCCACAGAAAAGAGCCUCAGAGACUCGGUGCUUCGUUUGGAUGAAGCGAAGGAACAUCCGAGUCAGAGGGUGGUUUUGCCUCACCUGGAGAAGGCAUCGGAGAAAGCCCUGAAAACCGUUCGAGCCGUUACAAACUCGGACAAGAGCAAAGGAGCGGACGACCGAUUCCGAAACCUUCGGUCGCGCCCCAACCCUCUUGUUGGAUCAGUGGAUGUUUUGAGAGAAAACAAAAUGGAAAAGCAGCAACACAAACUGGAUAAAAUUAGCGGGUUUGAGCCAUCGUCAGCAAAGGCAUUCACAGAGACAAUCCCGUUUGAGAUCCAGAAGAACGCUGAAUGCGCAAACUGCAAGAAGGAGAAGAAGAUCAGGGACGAGUACGAUAAGUUCAUUCUGCAGUCGAAGAGGGACAAAGAGUCUCUCCAGCAGAGAAUUGUGGAACUCGAGGCUGAGCUGACCAAACCUCAGCAGGAAGUUGAAGAACUGGCACCAGCUGCACAGAAAGAAGAAAUAGUAGACAAACUAAGCUGUUUGAUGAGUAAGUCGGAACAGAACAAACUGGAGGAAGAAAACCGAGGGAAACAGAAACAAAUUGAGCACCUCGAGAAUGAAGUAGAACACUUGCAGAAAAGUCUCAAAUACUACCAGAAGCUGGCAGCAGAUGAGAAGGAGAUUCAUCAGACUUAUAUCAUACAGCUUCAGCAAGACGAGCUCUUACAUACAGCAAUUCUUCAGGAAAGAGUCUGUUUUAUACAACCUGUUAAAGAAUAUUUUAGGAAUGCUUAUUGCAAAAUACUGUGA
Messenger RNA from Callorhinchus milii (elephant shark), 1161 nucleotides. Its product is annotated as kinesin-like protein KIN-7O. The transcript is spliced from 6 exons. Gene Ontology annotation, molecular function: ATP binding; ATP hydrolysis activity; microtubule binding. The coding region runs from base 1 to 1161 and encodes 386 amino acids. Lineage: Eukaryota; Metazoa; Chordata; Chondrichthyes; Chimaeriformes; Callorhinchidae. The record is from RefSeq and is a predicted model, not a curated record. Gene Ontology annotation, cellular component: microtubule; kinesin complex. Gene Ontology annotation, biological process: microtubule-based movement.